AGUCCGUUUGAGUGAUGUCUGCAGGCUGGAUGGGAGAAGGAGCAAAGGGCGAGAGUUAAUCGCACUUCCAUCCGCUUACCAGCCUGUGCACGCCGGCCACGCUCGCUCAAUCGAUGGGAGGAGCGUCAGGAUCGAAGGCAGCGCUCGUCCGCCGCAUCCCUAUCACCACCACCUUGUGGUACUGUGUAUUGUCUGACUGUAUGCAGUUCUCACUCUCCAUGUCUCCUUGUAACAAAAUGGCAUUUCAUACUAUGACCCGCCUUGUGACUAUACAGUGCGAGUGCCGCCGAAGUGUGACAUGCGAUGCACGGUCGAGCAUGAGCUGUUCAAGUUGCGUGCGCGCCAGCUUUGGUCGCAUGAUGAGAUGCAAAAGUAGGUGCAUCUGAUUGCGUAGAAGUGUGCAGGAUGGGCCUGACACUGCGAAUGCAUUAUGCAUGCAUGAUGA
Messenger RNA from Tilletiaria anomala UBC 951, 445 nucleotides. RefSeq lists its product as uncharacterized. The coding region runs from base 114 to 386 and encodes 90 amino acids. The record is from RefSeq and is a predicted model, not a curated record. The transcript has a single exon. Lineage: Eukaryota; Fungi; Basidiomycota; Exobasidiomycetes; Georgefischeriales; Tilletiariaceae.